AUGAGUGAUAAAUUAACGAAGACCUUACAGAGAUUCAAUGCGAGAAUUGAAGCUGGUGAUUAUUAUGAAGCCCAUCAGACGUUAAGAACCAUUGCUAAUAGAUAUGUGCGGGCCAAAAAGUAUGAUGAAUCGAUUGAUUUGAUUUCUCAUGCAGCCGGUGCGUUUUUGAGGUCCAAGCAAGGUGGUUCUGGUUCAGAUUUGAUCUUCUAUCUACUUGAAGUUUACGAUUUGGCAUCGGUUCCAUGCAAUGACUCUUCGGUCUCUAGACUCAUUCAAUUACUCGUCCUCGUUGACGGCCAGGAACCAAAUUUAAAGGAUGUAGUGACAGGGAUGAACAAUUGGUCUGUGAAACAUAGUGAAUAUAAGUUUGGUGACCCAUACUUACAUUCAGCGAUCGCUACAAAAUUACUUGAAGGUGGAUAUACAUACGAAGCGGAAAGAUAUCUAGUGCUAGGUACUCAUGACUCGAUGAAGCGGUAUGUGGAUCUACUUUGGGACUGGUAUCAGCAAUCCGGUGAGGACUCCAGUUUCCCCGAUUUCAUAUCAAGAAUGAUAUUCAACUAUUUGUUCAUCUUCAAUAUCGAAUAUGCAUUGGAGGGAUCUAAAGAACUUUUAAAACGGUUUACCAAUCACAAGACAGAUGUAAAAUUUGAGUUAACAGAGAAAGGCCCAUAUAAGAUUGAUUAUUUCUCAUCGUGGGAAUCGUUGAACUUUUUACAGUUGUUAAUAAUCGCAUGUCAAACUCAAGAAACUAUUCUUUUCCAGAAUCUAAAAUCACAAUACUCAACUCUUGCCAACAAAUACAACUCUGAGCUACAAUUCUUGGGCCAAGAAUACUUCGGUAUCAAGGUCGAGAAACCAAUCAACUUCUUGCAAGAUAUGAUGUCUGGUUUCUUUGGAGGUAAAUAA
This is a messenger RNA of Kluyveromyces lactis, 909 nucleotides long. RefSeq names its product protein GET4 (gene GET4). The transcript has a single exon. Gene Ontology annotation, cellular component: TRC complex; cytosol. Gene Ontology annotation, molecular function: protein binding. The record is from RefSeq and is a predicted model, not a curated record. Gene Ontology annotation, biological process: protein insertion into ER membrane. The coding region runs from base 1 to 909 and encodes 302 amino acids. NCBI's taxonomy places the organism in Eukaryota, Fungi, Ascomycota, Saccharomycetes, Saccharomycetales, Saccharomycetaceae.